CAAGCCCAUCAGUCAUAACUGUUCAUCCAACAAGCAUCGAGUCAAUGAGACUUUCAACCUAAUAAAUAUGCAGUCAGACAAGCCCAAUCCCCCUUCGUUCUAUCUGAACAUCCACACUGCCGACCCAGAAGCCGGCCUUGCCUUUUAUACUGCCAUUGGCUUUACUCAUAUCAAGGAGUACUCUGACGACAAGACCAAGGCUCUUCGCCUUCCGGAGCCAAACCAGACCAUAUGCUUGAUGAUUCAUACAAACGCGCGCUUCAAAGAGUUCAUCCGCUCCGGUACUCAAAUUGUCGACGCGGCCAAAUCAACUGAGGCUCUCUUCUCGAUCGCAGUCGAGAGCAAGCAGUCUGUGGAUAGUGGGGUGACGAAAGCUGUUGAGGCUGGUGGUAUUGCUGAUCCGUACAUGCUCCCGAAUUACGGGUCUGAAUGCGGCAUGUAUACUCGCAGCUUUGCUGAUCUAGAUGGCCACAUGUGGGAGUUGGUCGCGAUGGUUGGAAGCUGUGGCAAAAACAAACAGAACUGUUAGUUUAGUCAUGUAUUUCUGAAUGAGGAUUUUAG
This is a messenger RNA of Fusarium oxysporum Fo47, 561 nucleotides long. RefSeq lists its product as uncharacterized. NCBI's taxonomy places the organism in Eukaryota, Fungi, Ascomycota, Sordariomycetes, Hypocreales, Nectriaceae. The transcript has a single exon. Bases 68 to 529 code for a protein of 153 amino acids. The record is from RefSeq and is a predicted model, not a curated record.